GCGAGCAGAGAGCAGGCACAGAGCGAGAAGCUCAUAAUGAAGGCAGGCUGCCUUUUUGUGGUGACUGGAAGAAUGCUGAUUUCCUUUGGGAUUCUAAGCAUCGUCUCUGGAAUUAUCGCCUUCUUCCCUGUUUUUUCCUAUAAACCGUGGUUUGCCGGAUGGAGCGUUCGCAUUGCUUCUCCCAUCUGGAGUGGAGCUUUGGUAGGCAGAACUGAAUUAUAUCUAAAUUUAUAUAGCUGUACGACUGGGAAGGGACGCGGGUGAUGCUGUGAGUUAAACCACGGAGCCUAGGACUUGCCGAUCAGAAGGUCGGCGGUUCAAAUCCCCACGACGGGGUGAGCUCCCGUUGCUCAGUCCCUGCUCCUGCCAACCUAGCAGUUCGAAAGCACAUCAAAGUGCAAGUAGAAGGUAAACGGCGUUUCCGUGCGCUGCUCUGGUUCGCCAGAAGCGGCUUAGUCAUGCUGGCCACAUGACCUGGAAGCUGUACGCCAGCUCCCUUGGCCAGUAAAGUGAGAUGAGUGCCGCAACCCCAGAGUCGGUCACGACUGGACCUAAUGGUCAGGGGUCCCUUUACCUUUACCUGUGACUGGGAAACGAUAGUAAUGUUGCUGCUGAUCUGCUGACAUAUAAUCUGGAACCUUGUAAGGUUCUGGAAUUUCAAGAAUGGGUGAAAGAAAUCCUUGCUAAAUGUAAUCUACAUGGCUAGUAGCCAUUGAUAGGCCCCUAUCACAAGAUGAGGCACAUACACACAAUUUGAAUGGCUAUGUCCAUGAACCUUGGGGGGGCUGGCCCCCUCAAAUAUUUUAUUGGGGGCGAAGGGAGCUCGGUCCCCCAUGAGUUGGCUCCUAUGUGAGAGAGGGUGAAUGCACAUACAGACACCUCCCCUGAAUUUUCCAUAUCGAUUUGAAAUAUCCCACCCAAUCGCCAGCUUCUGGUCUAGACUUCUAUGUUACACUGCUAAGAGCUUUGACGCAAUGUUGGAUCCCUCCUCUCCCUUUGUGUUUAGAGAUGAAAACAAAAUGUUAGGGCUGGCUCGAGGGGAGAAAAAGCAACAACAUUAUCUGUAAACAAGUGCAGUUUUGCGAAGUUUGGGAGAGGAAACAAGAUCGCUGGGCAACACAUUUGCAGCAAAGUUGAAAUUGAUCAUCUAAUAGCUGAAACUCCCCGGCUGGAGUUGGCCUAGUUCUGAGGAUGAACUAAUCCCUCCUGGCUUUCUUUCUCUCUGUUCCCUCCACCACAUGUGUAAAUUGAGGGAGUCUCGCUUGGAAAAGCAGAUGGGAAAAGAGGUUUGGCCACUCUUGCCUCCUACAUUGGCUCGUCCCAGUGUUCUUACGUUGCUGUGUUAUUUGUUCUGGCUAAAACCCCUCUUGGACCCUGUGCAACCUUUCUUCCUCUCUUUCUGCCUGAUGAAUUUUGCCAACCUUUCCCGUGACUCCAGAUUAGCCUUCCCCAACCUGGUGCCCUCCAGAUGUUUUGGUCUACAGCAUCCAUCAGCCCCAGCCAGCACAGUUUCUCCAGAUGUUUCUGCUUUCGUUCCUGGGAACUCUCUACAGUAGUACAUGGUGCCAAGACCUCAAUUUCAGGCUCCUUUUGCCUAAGAACUCUGUUCAAACUUCUGUUCUCAGAGGGUAGGGCUGGGGAAGUUGUGCUCCACCCUGGGUGUUAUGGAGUUCCACAGGGGUCUGCAUUGCCCUUACAUACUUUAUUUAUUAAAUUUAUAUCCUGCCCUUCAUCCCAAGAGAGUUCAGGGGGAGAGGGCAAGCAACAAGCAAUACUACAGUAAAAUUGUUUUUAAAGCAUAUUUAAUACGAUUCCACUGCAGAUGCAGUGGAAAAGGCUUCUUGAAAGAGGAAACUGUUUGAAACUGUUGGGGAAUUUCAUCCAAAGGCUUGGGCUGCAGCAGCGGGGGGAAGACUCAGUCAAUUUUCGUUCUUUCGGUUUCUCAUUUUUCCAGUCUUAAACUCUGUUCUCUGCAUUUCUGCAGCAAUUCGUGGUUUGUUUGCUUUACGAAAAAAUGCUCGCAAAGAUUCUUCAACCAUUUUGGUGCAAAUUUCUCUUCCUAAACAUAUUUUUGUACACAAUUUAAGCAAACAUAAGUAUUUUUGCAAGCUAUUUCUCCUAAAGUAAUGCAUUUUUCAUAUGCUGUUUCCACUAGCAUGUUCACUUUAAAUAUAUAUAUAUAUAUAUAUAUAUAUCUAUAUCUAUAUAUAUAUAUAUAUAUAUAUAUAUAUAUAUAUAGAUCUUCUGUCAUACAAUUCAAGAGAGAAAGAGAAAUAAUCCAUAACAGAAAAGAAACAUUAAAUCACUAUACAAUAUCCCGAAAGAAAAAACCAUAAACAAAAUAAAACAAACUCACCACCCUGUUUAGCUUCCCUCCACCGCUACUGGGCUUCUCUAGAACCAAUUUUACCUUUAUCAUUGCAUUCUGAUUGUUUUUAUUCUCUCUAUAUACCUAUACCAGUAUAUCUCUUUGAUAGAUUAUUGUUUUGAUGCAUUUACAUUCUUAGUCCAAGCAUAUGAGCAUGUCUUUUUUAGAGCAGUAUUUUGUCAUAUAGUCAUCAAAGCACUGCCAUUCAUUUUUCAGUUUUUGAUUUGACUCCUGUCGUAUAGAUGCUGUUAAUUUAGCCAAUUUUAAAUAUUCAUUUAAUUUGAGAAGCCAUUCCUCCUUGGUAGGUAGUUCUUUAGCUUUCCAUUUAGAUGCUAUUACUAUCCUAGCUGUGGUGGUCGCAUAUAAGAAAAUUCUUUUUUUCGAUUUUGGUAUUUCUUUUCCUAAUAGGCCCAGUAAGUAAGCCUCUGGUUUUCUCGUUAAUGGGAUUUUAAGCAUUUUUUUCAACUCGUCAUGUAUUUCUCCCCAAGCAUGUUCACUUUCUAUGCACAUUGUCCACUAAUAUAUGCAUUUUUAUAAACAUUAUUUGGCUGGAGAGCUCCAUCACAAAAUCUGGGAAUGCAAGAAACUUUUGCCCAACAUGGGGCUCAAACCCACAACCUUGAGAUGAAGAGCCUAAUGCUUUGCCAACUGAGCUAUCCUCUAUGCCAGCUUUUUAUGCAUAGGAUUACUCCCUUAAACAGGAUCUAUCUGUCCUAUAGUAGUAACCUAAAGAAGGGCUUUCUUAAAAAUAGAAUUUGCCAUCGGCUUCUGGCUUUGCAUGCUUCACAUAGUGGGUUUGUUUCCUUGCAUUGCGAUUUCUUUCUUCUAAAGGAGUCUGUUUUGCAAAGUCCUUUGGAGAGAACAAAGGCCUAUUAAACAUUACUAACUUUAUUAUGUGUAACCAUAUGUUUCCCCCUCUGUCUACAGGCUGUUAUUGCAGGUGUACUUCUUGCUGUGGCUGAAAAACAAUGGACCCAGAGAUACCUGGUAAAUUUAUGUGGUUAUUCUAUACAGUGCCACAUUCUAGGCAGAAGGCAGGCAGAGUUAAUCCAGGCAUAGGCUCUCAAGAGGAAGAAAAGGCACACAGCUGUAGCCUUAAGCUACAGAUCAGAUAAAGAAUACAAGGUUUAAAGCAGGCACACUUUAAAACAUUCUACCAGAUUUACAAGACUGAGCAGGAUCCAGAGAUAUUUCCUGACUUGAAAGAAGGGAAUGUUGUUAGAAUCAAUAAAAUCCAUCAAACUAGUGGAACCUUCUUCUUCUUUUUAAUUAUUUUUCAGUUUCCUUGAUAUAUGGAAAGUGCAUAAAUAAUAACCCCAUCUCGCAAAAUGAUCCUUAUGGGAUUUUUGCAGGUUUGGGUACAUCUCUUUUUCUGCCAUAACAAAAGGUGGUGGCUGUUUUGAAGAAAGAGAUUAUACUUUAGCUCCAUAAACACUGCAAAUGUUGUUGGGGAUUUUUUGCACUGCUACCCUCCCCUGCCAUUUAUUGUUAAUGUUUAUUGAUUGGAUUUAAUUAGUAUUGCUGUCACAGAGGCUUUUUAGUAUCCUUUUUUUCUUUAAUAAGCUGCCUUCAGGAAGCAGACUGGGGCGGCCUUCCUCUGAGACUCUGGUUAAGUUAGAGGAGUCAAUACAGAAGGCUGUGUACGCACCACAACUUUCAAAGCGCAUACCAAGCACAUUUUCCUUCUUCAAAGAAUUCUAGGCACUAGAGUUUACUAAGGAUUUCUGGGAAUUGUGAGGGGGUAAACCGCAGUACCCGGAAUUCUUUGAGGGCGGCAUUGUGAUUCAAACGUGCUUUAAAACUAUAGUCUGGACACAGUCUAAGAGAGAUGGGUUGCUUAACUGAGCAUUAUAUUGUUCUAGGAUCGCAGUAAAAUUGCUGUGAAGGAGUCCGGGUUUGUAGGGGGGGGGAGGUUAGGGCAGAUUCACACCAUUCCUCUAAAGCAUGGGUAGGCAAACUGUUAAGUUGUGGGUGAACAUAUCAGACGAAACAGCAAUUCUUCAAACAGCUCUUGUUUAUUCACAGGCCAGAACAGAACUGAACUGAAGGGUUCAGCCAGCCUGCUUAUAUAGAGCUCCACUAGAACGCAACAGUAACCAUUUUCUGUAACUAUCCAAUCACUGAACGUCACUUUUGAUCCCUUAUUUGCAUAUGCAGACCUGAGUGAAAACUAUCUACAGUAUCCCCCUGCUGGCCCAGGGUGAGAACUUCAGUACAUAACACAAACCAAGGAGGCUGGAUCCGGCCCAAUAGCCUUGUAAAUCCGGUCUGUGGACGGUCUGGGAAUCAGCGUGUUUUUACAUGAGUAGAAUGUGUCCUUUUAUUUAAAAUGCAUCUCUGAUUUAUUUGUGGGGCAUAGGAAUUUGUUCAUAUUCCCCCCAAAAGAGAUAGUCCAGCCCCCCACAAGGUCUGAGGGACAGUGGACCGGUCCCCUGCUGAAAAAGUUUGCUGACCCCUGCUCUAAAGCACCUAAUAUAUCUCUGCCAUUAGCCAGAUAAGACAAGAUGCUUCUCUUUCCAUUCCAGUGGGAAGCCGCUUUCACCUUUAGCAUCUUGAACAUCAUCAGCUCUCCGGUUCAAGGUGCCAUCGCCCUUGCAUCCCUCCUUCAUGGACCUUAUUGCUACUACUCUUUCGCCGGAGUUUCGGGUAUGAACUACCUCGGUUAUGCAGUCCUUUUGCCCUUUCCUUAUGGCAAGUUUGCUUCCGUGUGCAAGGACCCCGCAGGCUACGAGUGGUACCACCUGGCGCUGCAGAUACUAGACAUUUGCUCCAGUCUUGCCAUGCUCUCUGCAUCCUUGGCCAUUGUGAUCAAACUCACAGCAAGACUGCUCCAGUUUGGACACUUAAAUGUGAGUAUUACUCAGUGGCAGGGAAGUAAUGAUUAAGAGCAGCAUAUAAGUAUUCUUAUUUGUCUGUUUCGUUUAUUCCAUUUAAUGCCCAUCUUUUAUUUCAUUGCAUUGCACUGCACAAUUCAAAGUGUUGGUGUUGACCUUUAAAGCCCUAAACGGCCUCAGCCCAGUAUACCUGAAGGAGCGUCUCCACCCCAAUCGUUCUUCGCAGACAUUGAGGUCCAGUGCCGAGGGCCUUCUGGUGGUUCCAUCACUGCAAGAAGUGAGGUUACAGGGAACCAGGCAGAGGGCCUUCUUGGUAGUGGCACCCGCCUUGUGGAAGGCCCUCCCAUCAGAUGUCAAGGAAAUACAGUGGUGCCUCGCAAGACGAAAUUAAUCCGUUCCGCGAGUCUCUUCGUCUUGCGGUUUUUUCGUCUUGCGAAGCACGGCUAUUAGCGGCUUAGCGGCUAUUAGCGGCUUAGCGGCUAUUAACGACUUAGCGGCUUAGCGGCUACUAACGGCUUAGCGGCUUUAAGAAAAAGGAAACAAACUCGCAAGAACUCGCAAGAUGUUUCGUCUUGCGAAGCAAGCCCAUAGGGAAAUUCGUCUUGCGGAAUGACUCAAAAAACGGAAAACUCUUUCGUCUAGCGAGUUUUUCGUCUUGCGAGGCAUUCGUCUUGCGGGGCACCACUGUAAACAACCACCUGACUUUUAGAAGACACCUGAAGGCAGCCCUGUUCAGGGAAGGUUUUAAUGUGUGACAUUUUAAUGUAUUUUUAAUCUUUGUUGGAAGCCACCCAGAGUGGCUGGGGAAACCCAGUCAGUUGGAUGGGGUACAAAUAAUAAACUACUAUUACUAUUACUGCAUUGCAUUUAUAUCCCAAUGAAGGCAGCCCUGUUUAGGGAAGCUUUUAAUGUUUGACGCACUAUUGUAUUUUAAUAUUUUGUUGUAAGCCGCCCAGAGUGGCUGGGGAAACCCAGCCAGAUGGGCGGGGUAUAAAUAAUAAUAAUAAUAAUAAUAAUAAUAAUAAUAAUUAUUUCUUUAUGGAGCUUUUGGUUUCCCCCUUUCCACACAACAACCCUGUGAGGUAGGCUAGGCUGAGAAGCAGUGAUUGGCCCAAGGUCACCCAGUAAUCUUCAUGGUGGAGCAAGGAUUUGAACCCUGGCCUCCAAGGAGCUCAAGGUGGCAGGCCCCUUCUUUGUUUUCUCCUCACAACAACCGUGCCAAGUAGGUUUAGGCUGAGAGACUGUGACAGGCCCAAUGUCAAGCAGUGGUCAGUCAGGUUCUGGCCCAACACACUAACCACUACACUACACUGGAAGUUGUUUUCUUUGGAUUUUAUCCUGGUCUUUGGGCCUGCAAAAAAUUGUGACCCAUCAUACCAGGACUGCCCACUAACAGUGUAUCAUCUCCAUAGGGAGAAGUCAACAAGCAAAGACAACUGGGCUGAACUGCCAUGACACGUGGGUUUCAGGCCGCGUUUAUACUCUGGUGGACAUAAGGGGCUGCCAGCAUUAGAAGCAGUAAGGCAUCAUUCUUGGUGUUUGCUGUCUUGUGUGGCGAUUUCUCUCCUACGGGGUUGGACUAUCCCCUGAAAGCUAAAGGAUUCCUAGGCUUCAAAUUUACAUUGCCGACCCAAGCUUCCUAUUGGUUCCCACUGACCUGGAAGGACUAUAAACAGGACAUGAAAUACAGAGUUGGAAGGGACCACGAGGAUCAUUCUAGUCCAAACCUCUGCAAUGCAGAAUUUUUUUCACCCAAUGUGGGGCUCAAACCUACAACUUUGAGAUGAAAAGUCUCAUGCUUGACAGUGGAUCUCAAGUUGUGAAGGGCUGAUCUAAUGUUACCGGAACUGAAUCGUCUUUGGUUGGCUGUUAGUAUGCAAACGCCUUAACAGCUUGGGACCAGUUUGCACAUAAUUAUUGUUCCACAGUUGUACGAAAUAAAUAUUUUAGCAGCAGCUACACUGUGGAACUCCCUGCCCUUUGAUACCAGGCCGGUGCCUUUGCUGUUCUCUUUCCAGUACUUGCUUAGAAACUUUUUUGUUUAGGCAAGCUGAUCUAAUUAUGUAGAAGUUACAUGGGUUUCAGUCUGUUUUUAGUUCAUUGCUGAUUUUAACUGGGGUUUUUUAAUAUUUGAAAAUACCAGUUUUUAACGGUCUUCCGUUGAUAAUUUUAACAGUGUGGGUUUUUUUGGGGGGUUGUAAACUGCUUCAAUGUUUUAUUACAAUCAAGUGGUGUAUAAUUUUUGUUUAAAAAAUAAAAUAGAAAUAAACAUGGG
Molecule: messenger RNA, 7477 nt
Organism: Podarcis lilfordi (Lilford's wall lizard)
Lineage: Eukaryota; Metazoa; Chordata; Lepidosauria; Squamata; Lacertidae
Source: the annotation of a GenBank genome assembly